Penicillium brevicompactum is the source of this 2127-nucleotide messenger RNA. RefSeq names its product transcription factor domain-containing protein. Lineage: Eukaryota; Fungi; Ascomycota; Eurotiomycetes; Eurotiales; Aspergillaceae. Gene Ontology annotation, biological process: regulation of DNA-templated transcription. Bases 1 to 2127 code for a protein of 708 amino acids. The transcript is spliced from 2 exons. Gene Ontology annotation, molecular function: zinc ion binding; DNA-binding transcription factor activity, RNA polymerase II-specific. The record is from RefSeq and is a predicted model, not a curated record.
AUGAAGCGAAGUGCAGAUUCCGAUGUCGCUGCGGCAGAAGCCCCCAAAAGACAUGCUCGACAGGAUCCAGUUUCAUGCGAAUCAUGUCGGAAAAAGAAACUCAAGUGUGACAGAACCCAACCGUGCAGCAGCUGCUCGGCGCGAAAAAUAGACUGCACCUAUGGGGGCUCCCUUCCGGGCCCGAGGCCCUCCAUUCAGCCCAGCCAAACAGAAGGAAGGCCCGGGUCGGACAGCCUCCCCGCCCCGCCGCGGACCUUACGGUGGACCCCGCGACAGGACAUGGGGACUCAAGUUCGGAAUGGAGACGAGUCGCUCCAAACUGUGGACUGGCUCGAGACUAUCGUUAUGGGACAUCGGGUCCCAAGCGCUGUACCUGUGACGCUGAGAGCUGAGCUCUCGCCUCGGAAUAGCGACACAUCACUGUCACAACAAGCUCCGGUUUUGGGGCAAUCUGGUAAACCACCUGGAAGCAGAACUGCUUCUGCCGAAAACCCUUCAACUAUCCACCUGCCGUCCUAUCUGCCGCCACUUGCAGAAGCGCUUGGUCUAUUUCGAUACUAUUGCAACUACCUUGACUUCCAAUAUCAUAUCAUCAUAACACGCCAAGUGGAAGAACAAAUCAAGCACGUCUAUGACUGUGUUGCUGGAAAUCGGGCGAUCAAUUUGGCUCAUACUGCAUUGCUCUUUAGCAUCACUGCUUCCGCCCUGUAUUACCAACUUCUAGGGGAGGCGUCCGAACAUGCAGAGCAAGUUAGUCAAGAAGCCACGUUUCUAACCGGUGCAGCAUUGAUACAAGGAAAUUAUAUUGGAUAUCCCACCAUCGAGGGACUUCAAGCGACCAUGAUCAUCGGCCACCAACUGUCGAAUCUGAGCCUGCCUUCUUCAGUCAGCUCAUUGUUCCUGCAUCGCUCAUGUGUGGGUCAGGCGAUUAGUAUGAGACUCCAUAUCAUUGAUUCGUCUACGCAAGUUAGCGAGCGCUCAUCGUCUGGGUUUCAAAAAACCAGCACUGAACUCAAGCGUCGACUGUGGUGGGAUCUUGCAUCGUACGACUGGCUCAUAGGUUUUUUGAGCGGCCCCCAAGAAUGGAUCUAUUCAAUUCAGCCACAGCAUAUGGUUGUCAGCAUACCCCUCAACGUCGAAGACGAAGAUAUUGAACUGACCCAUCACGACCAACCAAUUUCCAUUCCAACAGUGAUGUCAUACAGUUUAUGCCGAAUGAAGCUGGCGGUUUGGUGUCGACAAGUCGUAGAGGAGACCUCGCACUAUCAUCUUCACGGCCGAGAAGUUCCUUAUGAAACAAUCCUCACACUCGACCGCAAGCUCCACAAAAUGUGUGCUGAGAUCCCAUCGUUUUAUCGCUUCGAUCAAAACUCACGGCGUGAGUAUUCACAACUAUAUCGCGACCGAAAUACCAUCGCUUGGCAAAGGGCAAUGGUACAGCAGGGCUACUACUCUCGAUUUUGUCGUUUGCAUCGCGACUACUUCGUGCGUGGAGCAAAGGACCCCAGGUAUUCGUAUUCCCAUGUGGUAUCACUACAGUCUGCGCGCAAGAUACUCGAAACCAAGCGCAAGAUGGAUGAGGAAGAGCCAGUUUUCAAACCUCAUAGCUCUUGUGUAUGGUCUAUCAUGCAUCACGUCUUCAUGGCAGCCGCGAUUCUGCUGAUAGACGUGUGUUUCAACUGGGAUGACAUCUUAGCUGAGAGGCGAAAGGAGGAGGUUCUUGAUGCCUGUCGCAUGCUUAGUCGAGCUCAGCAAUCAUCGCCUAUCGCGCGCGAGGGUAUUAAUGCUAUGAUGGGUAUACUGCGGAAGCACUGGAAACACGAACAACGACCGGUAUCGCGGGGCUUGCAAAAUGACCCUGUUCCUUCGACUUCGGGCACCUCGCAGAUCUCGCGGCAAGAUCGUUUGACUCCUGUUUCCAUGGGCUCUGGCUCUGCUACUUCUGUGCAGCAGGCCUCUGUCAAUCAGUCGGCUUUAGACCCGCCCGUGACUCUUUCCCAUGAUGUGGCUCCUCUGGAGGAUGUGUGGGCUGAAAUGCUAGAAGGCGGAGUCCAUGCCGAGCUAGACACGCCGGAUUGGACGGUCCUGUGGAAUGAACUUACAAAUGUCACGCUGUCAAAUGAGUGA